Molecule: messenger RNA, 1476 nt
Organism: Truncatella angustata
Lineage: Eukaryota; Fungi; Ascomycota; Sordariomycetes; Amphisphaeriales; Sporocadaceae
Exons: 6
Coding region: 1-1476 (491 amino acids)
Molecular function (GO): protein binding
Source: RefSeq, a predicted model, not a curated record
AUGCUUCUAGAUCACGAGGCGCACAAGCGCGCUAACGUCAACGCGCAAGGCGGGCAAUUCGGCAACGCGCUACAUGCUACUUCAUCUAAAGGACAUCAGGAAAUUAUACAAAUACUACUAGAAAGGGGCGCCGACGUCAAUGAACAAGACGACGGCGACUACGCUGCUAAUUUGGCGCUCGGAAAACGGUCGAGCCUGCCCGAAGCAUUGUUUCAAACAAUUAUUCGAAGGCUCGAGGACAAAAACUCCGACGUCCGACGGGCAGCUAUUAUAUUCCUCAAAAAACAGGAGAUUCAAGGAGGAGUUCAUCUUUUAAAUCUCCGAAAGAGUUCUGGCUUGGAUGGUGAUUGGGCCUUACUACUUGAAAAACUUACAGACUCAGGCUAUACACCGGAGCGAAAAACCAGAAGAAUAGUCGAGGAAUUCGAGGAGCAAUUUCAUUCUCGAACCAACAGAAUUGGUAAUUCGAUAUCACUAGAUGAAAAGAUGGCUCUUUGGCGCGACGCAAUAUCAGCCAGUCCCAUAGAUCACAGGAUUAUGGAUAUGUUUGAAGACAGUUACGGCACUCCUGCAACAGAGAAUUUAUCAGGAAGUCGAAAGUUUAGCAUGGAAAGUCUCUCAAUUCUUCAAGCAGUUCCUCUAGUAACAAUCCGAUUAGUCCGGGCGAACAUAUUGAAGGGGCAGCCGAAACCGAGGUGUCGGACGAAUACAGCUUGCUCGGACCAAGACAUGUCAGUCGUAAAGCCCCUCCAGAGCCGUACGUGGCACGCUUCGGCAUCGCCUGGGAUCCUUGGGACUUUCACAGCAAUGAAGGUUAUAGUGAAAGCCUACAGGAAGUACUUGCGAGGGCAUUUACCCUUACGAGAUGUGACGUGGCCGCAGACCGGCCAAAGCCUCAUCAAGAUUCUGCAAUACGCUGUCAAAGAUAAUCCAGACAUCUUGCAUACUCUCUUCCUCCUCGAUGGUAUACAUCUUACUGUACAGCGCUGUCAUAAUUUCUUAACGAUCCAAGUCAAGGGCAACCAGUUUGCUAUAGUAGAAGUAGGUGAACAAAUGGGAUGGAUUUCAACAGCGCUUCGAUCUUCUUCUCAGGACGACAGUAUUGCUGCUUUUCGCCUAAUUAUUCAGUCUUGUGAAUUACGGGAUAGCUUGCAAAAGGACAAAGAAACAUCUCAUCGCCCGGACACUUGCGUAGAUUUACGAUCACUCCAAACAAACAGGCCAUAUACCGCUUGGUUCGGACAUAUCCGGAGAUUGCUGGAUGACGUUAUUACGCACUCCUAUUCUCGUUCAAGGGUUUCCGAUCUUGAAAAGAAGCGAACCGCAGCUUGGUAUCGAAAUCCCAACCGACGCGUUGCCCUGCGGCACGUCGGAUCAUCUCACCGCUCCCUUAGAACGGAUCUAACACGAACAUUACUCCCAGGAUAUACAGGAGAAUAUGGUGGUACUCAUUGUGGCUUUGACGAAGCGCGAUAG